Messenger RNA from Salarias fasciatus (jewelled blenny), 2455 nucleotides. It is a transcript of the gene igf2bp3, whose product is annotated as insulin-like growth factor 2 mRNA binding protein 3. The coding region runs from base 338 to 2149 and encodes 603 amino acids. Lineage: Eukaryota; Metazoa; Chordata; Actinopteri; Blenniiformes; Blenniidae. The record is from RefSeq and is a predicted model, not a curated record. The transcript has 16 exons. Gene Ontology annotation, molecular function: RNA binding.
ACCGUGUGUGACAUUCUCUGUCUCUUUGCCAAGGGGUUUGGAGGAAGAUACAAAGUAGUUUCUCCUCCUUUUCACCCAGCCCGCCAUCGUUUGGAGGCACGAGAUUAAUAAUUGAGCAUUUAUUUAUUGCGCGAUAGAGACGGAGGGGCGAGGGAGCGCAAACGCACUGUGAGGCUGCCAGUUUAAAUCUAUCUGUGGCUUGAACGACCGGGAAGCACGCCACAGCCACUCCGUAGUAGUAAAGGCGAUUUAGGCGACUCCAAACACUGCACAGCCGCGAGAGCGAACAACUAUCUCUCUCUCUCAGCGUAAAGAUUGUCCGUUUUCGGCGCAGAACAUGAAUAAGCUAUACAUUGGCAACGUGAGCGCAGAGGCGUGCGAGGAGGACCUCGAAACUGUGUUUGACCAGAACAAGAUUGCGCACUCGGGUACGUUUCUUAUCAAAACUGGCUAUGCGUUUGUGGAUUGCCCGGACGAGCUGACUGCACAGAAGGCCAUCGAUGUUAUUUCAGGUAAAGAACUUCUCGGAAAAGUUCUCGAAGUCGACUACUCGGUCCCUAAACGUCAAAGGAGCUGUAAGCUGCAGAUCAGGAAUAUCCCGCCUCACAUGCAGUGGGAGGUUUUGGAUGGUAUGCUUGCUCAGUAUGGUCCAGUAGAGAGCUGUGAACAAGUAAACACUGACACGGAGACUGCAGUUGUCAAUGUCCGAUAUGCGGCCAAGGAGCACGCCAGGCUGGCGUGGGAGAAGUUGAAUGGAUCAGUUAUUGAGAACUAUACCGUGAAGGUGUCCUAUAUCCCCGAUGAGACGGCGGCACCGGAGGGUCCUUCGGCGGGAGGCAGGAGAGGCUUUAAUGCCCGCGGACCCCCUCGUGCCGGCUCCCCGGGUCUUGGAACGCGGCCGAAAGUGCAGUCGGACAUCCCGCUGCGCAUGCUGGUUCCCACGCAGUUUGUGGGCGCAAUUAUCGGCAAGGAAGGCGCAACGAUCCGCAACAUCACCAAACAGACUCACUCAAAGAUUGACAUUCAUAGAAAAGAAAAUGCAGGCGCAGCAGAGAAACCCAUCACGAUCCACUCCACCCCUGAAGGCUGCACCAAAGCUUGUAGAACCAUCAUGGAGAUCAUGCAGAAGGAAGCAGUUGACACAAAAUUCACUGAAGAGAUCCCCCUCAAGCUUCUUGCACACAACAACUUUGUCGGAAGAUUAAUAGGGAAAGAAGGACGCAACUUGAAGAAAAUUGAACAGGACACCGGGAUCAAGAUCUACAUCUCAUCUCUUCAGGAACUGACCGUGUACCAGCUGGAGCGGACCAUCACAAUCAAAGGCUCCAUUGAUGCAUGCUCGAGAGCCCAGGAGGAGGUGAUGAAGAAGAUCAGGGAAUCACACGACAGUGACAUGGCUGCUAUGAAUCUUCAGUCCAACUUGAUUCCAGGCUUGAAUCUGAACGCUUUGGGCUUGUUCAGUGGAGCGCCGGGCAUGGGUCCCUCGAUGUCCAGCGGUCCGCCUCCUGGAGCCCACGGUGGCUGCCCGUCGUUUGGUUGCAGUCCUUAUGAAGGUGAGGGGCCGUUUUGGGCUUCUAUGCUGUCGGCGAGCAGCCAGCCCUUUGCUGGACACCCGGAGUCGGAGACGGUUCACCUGUUCAUUCCUGCGCUUGCGGUGGGAGCCAUCAUUGGAAAACAGGGUCAACACAUCAAACAGCUGUCGCACUUUGCCGGAGCCUCAAUCAAGAUUGCCCCUGCAGAAGGAAUGGAUGCCAAACAGAGGAUGGUCAUCAUUGUUGGACCACCAGAGGCUCAGUUUAAGGCUCAAUGUCGUAUCUUUGGCAAGCUGAAAGAAGAGAAUUUCUUUGGACCUAAGGAAGAGGUGAAACUUGAGGCUCACAUCAAGGUUCCCUCCUUUGCUGCUGGACGAGUCAUCGGGAAAGGAGGAAAAACGGUGAACGAGCUGCAGAACUUGACCUGUGCGGAAGUGGUGGUGCCCAGGGACCAGACGCCUGACGAGAACGACCAGGUUAUCGUGAAGAUCAGCGGACACUUCUUUGCGUGCCAGCUGGCCCAGAGGAAAAUACAGGAGAUCCUGGCUCAGGUGAGGAGGCAGCAGCAGCCUAAGCCCGCACCUGGAGCGCAGCCUGCAAUGCCCCGCAGGAAAUGAGGACGCGGCGGACCUCGAGGAACGGUGACUAAAAUCUGCCAGAAGACUCGUCAGAAGGACAGAUGCAGCGGAGUCCAGGGGGAGAAGAAGACAGUGGGUCCUUUCGCUCAUCUCAGGGGUGACGGGUUCUCCGAGCCCAGCCAAGCAUCCACCCCUCCUUGUCUUCCUCGACGGAUGUUCAAGUGUGGCUAAAGUGAGACCCUGUACCUCCACCCACUUCACCUCUCUGCAUCUCUGUGAGAAUGUACUUCUGAGGGCUCCCACCUUUGUCACCUGCCCUCACAUGUACGCACCCCUUGACCGCUC